CGGAUAAGGCGCCACCGGCCACGCCGCAGGCCCGCAGCGCCGCGCAUACCUGCCGCCCACAAGGGAAACCUCGCCGCGGCCGCCGAUCCAUGGACACCGCCGCCGCCGCCUCAUGGCGCGUCCUCGCCCCGGCCUCCUCGCCGCCGCGCGUCCUGCAGGUGCCCAAACGGAAGGCGACCUUCGCGGCGUCGCCGCGGCGCGCGGCCAGGUCCAGGCUCCUCUGCCUCCUCCGCGGCAAGCCUGCGCCGCCGGCCACGGAGAACUCGCCGCUGCAGAGGCUGGCGGCGGCGCUGCAGUGGGGCGCCGUCUGGGCAGCCGUUGAGGCGCCGGCGGCGCUGGCGGUGACCGGGGAGGAGGACAUCGACCUCCUGGGGAUCCUGCCGCCGAUCGCCGCGUUCGCCUUCGUCUACUUCCUCGUCUGCCCUCCGCUGAUCAUGAACUGGAUGAGGACGAGGUGGUACAAGCGCAAGUUCGCGGAGACGUACCUGCAGUUCAUGUUCACCUACCUCUUCUACCCCGCGUUGAUGUUCUGGGCGCCAUUCGUCAACUACAGGAAGUUCCCGAGGGACCCAACCAUGAAGUACCCUUGGUCCACGCCCAAGGAGGGCACGCCGUUGUUCAAGGACAGAUACCCGCCUAUAGACUCCUAGACACAAUACUUGCACUCGUAUAGGCUCGUCACGGCACGCAGCAAGACAUUUCUUUACCUGAAUGUGUGAAAAAAAAACAAUAUCACAAUUCAUUACUAGUACUAGUACAUGGGAAUGGGACUCUGUAGACUCGACUCUCGAGUCAUUGCAGUUGCAUAUAAAGGGGAAGGACCGUGCUUUUUUUUCUCUCUCUUGUGCAGUACUAGUACACACAGGCGUCGAAGCAUACUUUGUGCUUGAGAAAAGAUUAGGCCCAACGGUGAGUAACGGGCUAUGUUUAUUGGUGAAUAGACCCUACGGAAUGUACUGCUCACCUGAGGCUCAUGAUCUUCUUGAGCUUUCCACUCCUGGUCACGGGAACGUGCUGAAUUAUAUUAGUACAUGUUGUACCUCA
Panicum virgatum (switchgrass) is the source of this 1044-nucleotide messenger RNA. Its product is annotated as NAD(P)H-quinone oxidoreductase subunit L, chloroplastic-like. Gene Ontology annotation, molecular function: oxidoreductase activity, acting on NAD(P)H, quinone or similar compound as acceptor. Lineage: Eukaryota; Viridiplantae; Streptophyta; Magnoliopsida; Poales; Poaceae. Bases 90 to 650 code for a protein of 186 amino acids. The transcript has 5 exons. The record is from RefSeq and is a predicted model, not a curated record.